AUGCAGACCUCUUUGCUGCGCGCUCGUGUGCAGCCUUUCUCGCGCCUGGCAUGCCGCAUUCCUAGCUCCAGCUCUCGCGCUCUCAACACCUAUGCGACUUUCAAGGUGCCCCAGAUUAACAAUGAGCCUAACAAACACUAUGCUCCCGGUAGCCCUGAUCGCAAGGGCUUGGAAGACGCCCUGGCUUCAUACAAGCAGUCGGCGCCCUUGAACGUGCCUUUGGUCGUUGCAGGCAAGGAGAUCAAGAACUCCCAGACCUUCACUCAGAGCAACCCUGCUACUCACACCCCCGUCGCCACCUACUCCAACGCCUCCAAGGCCGACGUCGAGGCCGCCAUUGCCUCUGCCCUCGAGGCCCGCAAGUCAUGGGCUGCUACUCCUUUUGCGGAGCGUGCCAGCAUUUUCCUCAAGGCCGCUGACCUCAUUUCGACCAAGUACCGCUACGAUAUCAUGGCUCUGACCAUGCACGGCCAGGGCAAGAACGCCUGGCAGGCAGAGAUCGACUCUGCUGCUGAGCUUGUCGACUUCUUCCGCUUCGGUGUGAAGUACGCCGAGGAGCUUUAUGCUCAGCAGCCUGUUCACCACGCCCCUGGUGUGUGGAACCGCCUCGAGUACCGUCCUCUGGAGGGAUUCGUCUACGCUAUCAGCCCCUUCAACUUCACCGCUAUCGGUGGCAACUUGGCCGGUGCGCCCGCUCUGAUGGGUAACGUCGUCCUCUGGAAGCCCUCGCCUUCGGCUAUUGCCUCCAACUGGCUCGUUCACCAGAUCCUUCUCGAGGCUGGCCUCCCCAAGGACGUUAUUCAGUUCGUGCCCGGUGAGGCUGAGGAGGUUACUAGCACCGUUCUCAACCACAAGGAAUUCGCUGCUCUCCACUUCACUGGUAGCACCGAUGUUUUCCGUAUGCUCUAUGGCAAGAUCUCCGACGGUGUGGCGCAAGGCAAGUACCGGAGCUACCCUCGCAUCGUUGGCGAGACUGGUGGCAAGAACUUCCACUUGGUCCACAAGUCUGCCGAUGUGCGCAACGCCGCAGUCCAGACCGUCCGCGGUGCCUUUGAGUUCCAGGGCCAGAAGUGCAGCGCCACUUCCCGUGCUUACGUCGCUGCCUCCAUUGCCGAUGACUUUGUCAACCAGGUCGCCGCUGAGGUGAAGCAGAUUAAGGUUGGCGAGCCUUCCGAUUUCACCAACUUCUGCGGCCCCGUCAUACACGAGGGCUCUUUCAACAAGCUUGCCGGCGUCAUUGAUGAAGCCAAGAACGACCCCGAGCUCGAGCUGCUUGCUGGUGGCUCCUACGAUUCCUCUAAGGGAUGGUACAUCCAGCCUACUGUGUACCGUACCUCCAACCCCGACCACCCUCUCCUCUCGCGCGAGCUCUUCGGUCCCAUUAUCGUCAUUCACUCGUACAACGACGCCACCGAGGCUGACUUUAUCAAGAUCUGUGAGAAGAUCGAUACUACCGGCACCUACGGUCUGACUGGCUCCGUGUUCGCCCAGGACCGUCAGGCUGUUCAGGUCGCCGAUGAGCACCUUCGCAACGCCGCUGGCAACUUCUACAUCAACUGCAAGAGCACCGGUGCCGUCGUUGGCCAGCAGCCCUUCGGUGGUGCCCGUGCCAGUGGUACCAACGACAAGGCUGGCAGCGCCAACCUGCUGUCUCGCUUCGUGAGCUUGCGCUCGGUCAAGGAGGAGUUCAUCCCCACCUACACCGUUGCCUACCCCAGCAACGCCAACUAA
This is a messenger RNA of Penicillium cataractarum, 1731 nucleotides long. RefSeq names its product delta-1-pyrroline-5-carboxylate dehydrogenase prnC (gene prnC). Lineage: Eukaryota; Fungi; Ascomycota; Eurotiomycetes; Eurotiales; Aspergillaceae. The record is from RefSeq and is a predicted model, not a curated record. Gene Ontology annotation, molecular function: L-glutamate gamma-semialdehyde dehydrogenase (NAD+) activity. Gene Ontology annotation, cellular component: mitochondrial matrix. The transcript has 4 exons. The coding region runs from base 1 to 1731 and encodes 576 amino acids.